Messenger RNA from Acanthamoeba castellanii str. Neff, 3234 nucleotides. Its product is annotated as PWWP domain containing protein. The coding region runs from base 1 to 3234 and encodes 1077 amino acids. The transcript is spliced from 5 exons. Lineage: Eukaryota; Discosea; Longamoebia; Acanthamoebidae. The record is from RefSeq and is a predicted model, not a curated record.
AUGCACGGCUGUGGGUCCGCACACCAAGCCGCACCCCGUUGCGGCGUGUUGCCCGGAGUAAAUUUCCCCGACGCACUUUCGCCGACACUCCCCUCCCGUCAUGCCCGAGUAUUUAGAAAAUGUGAACAAUUUCUUGGAAUUGAGCCGUUGGGUUUGGCGGUCGUGGUCGGUUGUGCCAAUGGGCCAGAGGGCGUAGACCGAGUGUCAGUGACCACCCUGACUCAAACGUUCAAGUGGGGGAAGCAACCAACCCGAGCGCCAUCUGCUUGCUGUGGGGCGCAUCUGAUUCCUCCUCUUCUUCUUUUGCCGUGUCUCUCAUCCUCACCGCGUGCUUCUUCCUCGACCUCGCGAGGGGCAAGAGAAAGGACCAAGGGAGCGAGGACGCAACGUCACGCGCCGCCGAAUCGAUUUGUAAGGGAGGCCGGGUCGUCCACAGCGUCCCCCUCACCUUUAUCCUUCUCCUCUCGCAAAGGGCCUAUCACCACCUCCUCUAGCGUCGCCCCAGCUUUGACGGCCUCCUCGCCAGCUGCUACCUCCACCUCUGCAUUAGGCGAGUCUCGGUCGAGACAGCGCCGACGCCUGAGGAAGCAGCGCCAGCGCCUCCAACGGCAGCAACAGCAACCACCUGCUGCACCAACACCCACCACUCCAUCCAGCAGUGCUGCCCCACUCCGCAACCAACCGAAUCGCAGCACCACCACCACUACCACUACCACUACACCGUCGAAGAUCGCCCCCUCGCGGUCGCCGUCAAACCUUUCGCCCACUUCCAACCGCCCCCAUUCCAAUUUAAAUUCAAAUUCAGCACCGCGUCGCCCGCAGACACAUCGUCACAGCCCCAAGCGACCGUCAGCGACGCCCAACGAUAAUACUUCAGUGACCAAAGCCACAUCGCCAUCAUCUUCAUCAUCGCCAGCGGCAGAACCACAGCAGGAAGAGGAGGAGACAGUCCGGUUCUUCGUAACGCGCCUCAAGAUGAGCAAAUUCAAAGUAGGCGACCUCGUGUGGGUCAAAUUGCGCAGCUUUCCUUGGUGGCCUGCCCAAGUCCACGAUGAAGCAGAUCCCGACCUGAGCCCCGAAGUGCAGAACGAAAAGAGGAAGGGAUGCAUUCUCGUUCGCUUCUACGGCGAACACAACUUUUCGUGGGUGGAGGGGAAGCCCAAGUGCAUGCUGCCCUUCCGCGGGAAGCACUUCUCGGAGAAGGCCCGGGUCAAGAGCGCCGGCAUCAAGCAGGCGAUCGAGGAGGCCUUCGAGGAGGAGAAGAAGCAGGGCGGCCCGCCGGCCGAGCCCGAGGAGGACGAGGAGCAGGCCACGGUCGACCAGGAGGAGGCCAGGGCCAAGCGGAAGGCCAAGCAGGAGAAGGCCAGAGAGGAGAGGGCCAAGCGGGAGAGCGAGAAGAAGAAGAAAUCCCAGACGGGCGACCGCAAGCGGAAGCGCGACGAGGGGAGCAGCGGCGGCGAGGGCGGGUCGGACGCCGAGGCGGAGGAGAAGGAGCGCAAGCAGAAGCGGCGGCUGAAGCGCAAGAGCGAGGGCGGGAGCAACGGCGGCGGCGGAGGCGGCGAAGCCAAGGCCGACGAACCGCGCAAGCGCGCCAAGAGCACCGGCGGCGAGAAGGCCGGCAACGGCGAGGCGACGUCGGAGGGCAAGAAGCGGGUAAAGCGGGAGAGCACCGGAGGCGAGAAGGCCGGCAACGGCGGGGCGAAGGACGCCAAGGACAAGGAGAAGGAGGAGCGGAAGCGGAAGCGCGAGGAGCGGCAGAAGAAGGCGAAGGAGGAGGGCGCGGAGGGCGGCGAGAAGAGGCAGAAGCCCAAGCAGCCGAAGAAGCCAAUGGACGAGGCGGCGGUCAAGCAGCGGCUCGCGGCCCUGCACGUCGACCUGAAGCGGGCGGCCGUGCAGAAGUCCGCGUCGGCCCUGGUCGCCGCAAUCAAGAAGAUCAAGGCCACGCCCAUCACCAUUCAGCUCCUCCACGAGACGGGAAUCGGGCGUACGGUCAAGAAGCUCUCCAAAAUGCCGGACAAGGGCAUCGCGAUGCCGUCGGCCGACCUGCUCAAGCACUUUGUGUCGGUCAUGGACAACGCCAUCCAGAAGAACGACGCCACCAUCCAGACCAUCCAGGAAUCCAAGCAAACGCGCAAGCCAUCGCCGGCUAAGGCGACGGACAAGGGUGACGUGUCUCCCAAGCCCGCAACUACCGAAGGAGGCGAAUCGAAGCCAGCCGCCCCGGCCACCAAUGGCGAAAGCGACGACCUCGCGGCCCUCAUCGACGAGUCCGAGGCCACCACCUCUACAACGGCCACCGCUGCCACCGUCGAUUCCGCAGCGGCGACGGAGGCACCUCCGCCGGCGGAAGAAAAGGCGGAAGUCGACAAGGGCCAAGGCGAGGCCGACCAUCAGCAGCCGCCGCCACGCGAGACGCAGGGAGAGGGCGGCCAAGGAGAUGAGGCGCCGGCGUCGGGCGGAGACGCGAUGGAGCUGGAGAGCGCGUCUGCGACUGCCGCUGCCGUGCCUGCUACUCCCGCGGCUCCCACCGUGGCUGAGCCCGCGCGCACCGAGGCGCCGCCGAAGCCCGAUGCUAUGGAGGAGGAGUCACCCAAGGCCGCCGCGCCAUCCGUCAAGCCGCCGCAGCCCCCAACGCAGCCACCCGAGGUGGCGUCCACGACGCCUUCGCCCGCCGCUCACGAGACACCGGCAGCGGUCCCAAAGGCCGAAGACACCAGUGACGCCUUGGCCGUGCCGGACGACCCGACAGAAGACGCCGUGACGCCGCUCAAGGAGGAGGCGGCGACGGAGCCAGCCGCCGCUGCUUCUGCUGCCACCAACGCCCCGAAGCUGCAGGGCGCGGCGUCCGCGGCCGGCUCAAACAGGGACCCCAGCAGCAGGGAGCGGGACCGCGAGCGGGACCGGGAUCGGGACAGACACGAUCGUGACCGCGAGCGUGACAGGGAGCGAGAACGAGACCGCGAUCGCGGCCGAGACAGCAGGUCCGGCGGCAGCGGGGCCGGCGACCGUGAUCGGGACCGUAGCGACAGAGACAGGGACCGAUCGAGCGGUGGAGGCCGAGACAGGGACCGCGACAGGGAGCGGGAGAGGGACCGCGAACGGGACCGCGACAGGGCGAGGGACAGCGGGAGGGAGCGAGAACGCAGAGACAGCGGCGGCAGGGACCCGACAAGGACGAGCAGCGGAGGAAACAACAGAGACCGGGACCGAGACAGGGCCGAGAGGAGGACUUGA